Molecule: messenger RNA, 1116 nt
Organism: Rhizoctonia solani
Lineage: Eukaryota; Fungi; Basidiomycota; Agaricomycetes; Cantharellales; Ceratobasidiaceae
Exons: 7
Coding region: 1-1116 (371 amino acids)
Source: RefSeq, a predicted model, not a curated record
AUGGAUGGGAACGUUACUCAGGAUAGUGCUUGGGACGAGGACGGGAUCCAAUUCAUCGCACGUCUUCCCGGAGUUGUCCCGCCUCUUCUCUCUGCGCCGCUUCCCUUGGCUCUCGAAUCCAUGCGCCGGAUUCCAGCUCUUAAACUUAUCGGAACAAUGAAGUUAUCCCCGGAUACGGCCCGAUUGGAUACGGAGAUUGAUGUUCGGCUGUACAUACACCCUCAAGCUUACGUUACCCAUGGGUACUUUCAACGUGUACUUGCAUUGGGGGCGGAAUACAUCCCAGAACGACCGCUCUUACGAUCCCCGCAUCCUCACCCGCACAUCGACCCGCGUAUAACGAGUACAGCAGUCAGAAUCGGCCUAGGUGAGGACGUCAUCGUUGUCUACGGCCGCUCCAAUCGGAAGAAUACGCUCGCGUCGAGCGAGGCCAAGGAACAGGCAAACUGGAACUCGUUGCUGCGCGCUACUCGAUCCGACAUCCGCGCACCGAGACCAGACGACCCGCUCCCGCGUGAACCUCCGACCCGUGCGAUGCUCAGGCGCACCGAGUCGACCUUGGUCGGAGGGAUCAAACGCACCAUGUCGGGCACGAAACGGUUCGGGAGGGUGCGGAGCGAGGUUGUGGUCAGGGGAUUGGGCGAGCAGAUUGAUACGCCGUUGUCGAAACCUACCAAGCUAAAGGAGCCUACGAGUUCGGUUAGAAGAAAGGGUGGUGGUGGAGGAAAGGGCAAGUCUAAAGCCGAGGAAGCAGACGAUCCGUUUGCUGUUGGUGGGCCGGAGAGCGAGGUUGAUGCGAGUGCGGUGUUGCCCAAGAUGAUGGCUCGAGUCAAGAGUGCUAGUGCGGCUGCCCCGGUUGCUGGUAGCGGUGGAGAAGAGACGGCCAACAAAGCCCUCAUAAAACGACUUGCUCAGUCCGCACUGGAAACAUAUGGAAUCGACCGAGAAGAUCCGGGCUUCAAGGAAGUAUUUGGCUACGUGACAAGGGGUGUUGGCUUCGCUUUUCGAAAUAAAAUGAAAUGCGAAAAGAUAGGGAAGGACGAGUUGAGAAGAAUGGUCGUGAGGCACGUAGAGCUUUAUGUCGCCGGUAAUGGGGAUGUUGCCGUGCCCGCCUGA